UUAAAAUAAGAAAGAUCUGUUUUAAAAAAACACAUUUAGGGUCUGCGUUUCCUUUUGGGACUUAAAAGCGAAGCCUGCCUUUUGAGGGCUUUUCCCCAAGAUCAGGAGGGUGGCCGGGAGGCUGAGAUUCAGGCUCCCGAGGGUGCCUCUGUGCCAGGCCUCCCUUCCCUGGUGGGCUACGUGGUGGCAGUGGCUUGUGCUCCAGCUUGGAGUGUUUGCUUGUAAGCCCAUCUCUUAAACGUUUUGCUGUUUGUCCCCGAGAUGCGGUUGGUUGUAGGGGAAGUCUGGGAGCUCCGCGAGAGGUCACCAGUUCCACAGUUGGCACCCUGCGUGGUGGGCGGAGGUGCAGAGUCAGGGGCUUUCGCCUGAGGGAGACCGCUGCGGAGCCUGUUAGUGACAGGCCUGGGGCACAUUCCCGAGGCCGAGAUCUCAGGCACUGGAGCCAGUGCCGCAGCCCCAGAGUGGGGCUCUGCAGACAGUGUGGGGUUCUUGGGGGUGGCUCUCGCUGUGGAGUGACAGCGGGGCGCUGUCUGUAGCACAUUGCACAUGUCACAGUGUCCUGGGGAGGGACGAGGGCACAGCCUAGCGCCGCGGGAAGGCAGUAGCUGAGGGAUGCCCCUGAAGGGAAGCAGCAGGCUGAGUGGCCUGUGAGGGGUUUCCUUGGUGGUCACUGUGGAGGUCCUGCAGAAGCUGGGUUGGCACCUGUGGGAGGAGCAGGGGUAGUGGUGGAGACUGGCUCCAGACAGUAUGGGGCUCCCCUCUUGGGUCCUGGUGGGGCUGGAGGACAUGUUAGUGGAGAGGAUGGACAGACCAUGGUCACACCAGGCCACUGAGGCUUCUGGCCCAGCAGGGGCGCCACCAGGACGGCAGUGCUCUGGGGCUCCAGGGGCCCUCUCCUGGGUGGCAGCAGAGGAGAGGAAGGGCUGGCUGGGGGAGUGGUGGUCAGGAGCAGGGAGCCCCUGAGCACACUUGUCCCGCGGUCACGAGGUCCAUGCCUGCAGGCGUCUAGCUGGUGCAUGGGCUCCCCGAGGUUCAGGGCUGGGACCUGACCCAGGAGGGAUGUCGCAGUCACCCUGGUGGCCUGUCAGCUUGUCUGAGGUGACUGUGAGCAGUGCGGCUCAGUGUCCUUGAGGGGCGUGCCUGCUGAGGGCCUCUCCUUACCACCUGCCUCUCUCGUCCUGGGAAUCCCUGGGUCGGGGGGUGGCCUGGUGGGAGCUGUUGAAGGUCGUUGAAACAUGAUGAUGAGUUCUGGGGUGAGUGAUUUGUUCGCUGGGGGUUCUGUCCGGAUUCAGCAUGCACUGUCUGGCUGUGCCCAGGCGUGCUUGGGGGUUCUCUUGUCUUGCAUCUGUGUGGGGCUCAGCUUACCUCUGCCUCUGUUGCAGGGAGUCAGUACCAAAUGAGGAGGAAAGGACGAUGUCAUCGAGGCGCAGCAGUGAGGCACCCUUCCUCCCCGUGCAGUACUAAGCACUCGCCCGCUCGAGAGACCCUGACCUACGCACAGGCCCAGAGGAUGGUGGAGAUCGAGAUCGAGGGGCGCCUGCACAGGAUCAGUAUCUUUGACCCCUUGGAGAUCAUCCUGGAAGAUGACCUCACUGCUCAGGAGAUGAGCGAGUGCAACAGUAACAAGGAGAACCGGGAGCGGCCGCCCGCGGGCCUGCGGGCCAAGCGGCACAGAAACAACAGAGUCAGGAGGAAGAAUGAAGCCCUGCCCAGUGCCCCCGGCCCGCUGGCCUCGGCCGGCGCGCUCCCCGAGCCCAGGGUGCGCCUUGUGGAGUACAGCCCACCGGCCGCCCCCAGGAGGCCCCCUGCAUACUACAAGUUCAUCGAGAAGUCGGCUGAAGAGCUGGACGACGAGGUGGAGUACGACAUGGACGAGGAGGACUACGCCUGGCUGGAGAUCGUCAACGAGAAGCGCAGGGCCGACUGUGUCUCGGCUGUGGCGCAGAGCGUGUUUGAGUUCCUGAUGGACCGUUUCGAGAAGGAGUCCUACUGCGAGACCCAGAAGCAGGGGGAGCAGCAGUCCCUGAUCGACGAGGACGCCGUGUGCUGCAUCUGCAUGGACGGUGAGUGCCAGAACAGCAAUGCGAUCCUCUUCUGCGACCUGUGCAACCUGGCCGUGCACCAGGAGUGCUACGGGGUGCCCUACAUUCCCGAGGGCCAGUGGCUCUGCCGACACUGCCUGCAGUCCAGGGCCCGGCCUGCCGACUGCGUGCUGUGCCCGAACAAGGGAGGUGCCUUCAAAAAGACGGACGAUGACCGCUGGGGCCACGUGGUGUGUGCCCUGUGGAUCCCAGAGGUCGGCUUCGCCAACACAGUGUUCAUCGAGCCCAUCGAUGGCGUGAGGAACAUCCCUCCGGCCCGGUGGAAACUCACAUGCUACCUCUGCAAGCAGAAGGGUGUGGGCGCCUGCAUCCAGUGCCACAAGGCCAACUGCUAUACGGCAUUCCACGUGACGUGCGCCCAGAAGGCCGGCCUCUACAUGAAGAUGGAGCCUGUCAAAGAACUGACUGGCGGGGCCACGACCUUCUCUGUCCGAAAGACCGCUUACUGUGAUGUCCACACGCCCCCGGGCUGCACGCGGAGGCCGCUGAACAUCUAUGGGGAUGUUGAAAUGAAAAACGGUGUCUGUCGGAAGGAGAGCUCCGUGAAAACGGUCAGGUCCACGUCCAAGGUCAGGAAGAAGGCGAAAAAGGCUAAGAGGGCACCGAGCGAGCCCUGUGCGGCCCUGCCGCCUGUGAGCGCGCCCUACAUUCCCCCUCAGAGAUUAAAUAGGAUCGCAAAUCAGGUGGCCAUUCAGCGGAAGAAGCAGUUUGUUGAGAGAGCCCACAGCUACUGGCUACUCAAAAGGCUGUCUAGGAACGGCGCACCCCUGCUGAGGAGACUCCAGUCCAGCCUGCAGUCCCAGAGAAAUGCGCAGCAGAGGGCAAACGACGAGGAGCUGCAGGCCGCCAAGGAGAAGCUCAAGUACUGGCAGCGGCUGCGGCACGACCUGGAGCGCGCACGCCUGCUGAUCGAGCUCCUGCGCAAGCGUGAGAAGCUCAAGCGGGAGCAGGUGAAGGUGGAGCAGAUGGCGCUGGAGCUGCGGCUGACCCCGCUCACCAUGCUGCUGCGCUCCGUACUGGACCAACUGCAGGAGAAGGACCCCGCCCGGAUCUUCGCCCAGCCCGUUAGCCUGAGGGAGGUGCCAGAUUAUUUGGAUCACAUUAAACAUCCCAUGGACUUUGCCACAAUGAGGAAGCGGUUAGAAGCGCAAGGGUAUAAAAACCUCACUGAGUUUGAGGAGGAUUUCGAUCUCAUAGUAGAUAACUGCAUGAGGUACAAUGCCAAGGACACGGUGUUUUAUAGAGCCGCAGUGAGGCUGCGCGAUCAGGGCGGUGUUGUUCUGAGGCAGGCCAGGCGCCAGGCGGACAGCAUCGGCUUUGAGGAGGCCUCGGGGACGCACCUGCCCGAGCCACCAGCCGCGGCCCCUCGGCGGCCUUUCUCCUGGGAUGACGUGGACAGGUUGCUGAACCCGGCCAACAGGGCCCACAUGGUGCUGGAAGAGCAGCUGAGGUUGCUGCUGGACAAGCUGGACCUCACGUGCUCCAUGAAGUCGAGCGGGUCGCGGAGCAAGCGGGCCAAGUUACUGAAGAGGGAGAUCGCCCUCCUUCGCAGCAAGCUGAGCCAGCAGCACAGCCAGCCCCCGCCCGCGGAAUCAGGUAUUGGAAGCUUUGAAGAGGAAAGUGCUCAGCUGGGGCAGGAGACGGGCGAGGAAGGAGAUAAAUCUCCCCCUAAACUUGAACCAUCAGAUGCAUUACCUCUUCCUUCAAACUCGGAGACUAAUUCAGAACCACCAACCCUCAAACCAGUAGAACUCAACCCAGAGCAGAGUAAACUAUUCAAAAGAGUCACAUUUGGUAAUGAAUCACAUAGCACUUGCACUCAGAGCGCCCUGGUAAUCGGACACCCUCCAGAGCCCACCCUCGCCAGUAGUGGCGAUGCGCCGGCGGCGGCCUCCGCAGUGGCGGAGCCAUCAAGCGAUGUAAACAGACGCACUUCUGUUCUCUUCUGCAAAUCGAAAAGUGUAAGCCCCCCAAAGUCUGCCAAGAACACUGAAACCCAGCCAACUUCUCCUCAGCUAGGGACCAAAACCUUUUUGUCUGUAGUCCUUCCGAGGUUGGAGACUCUUCUGCAGCCAAGAAAAAGGUCACGGAGCACCUGCGGCGACUCCGAGGUGGAGGAGGGGUCCCCGGGAAAGCGCCUGGACACAGGUCUCGCCAAUGGCUUUGGGGGCACAAGGAGUGAGCAGGAGCUGGGCGGCGCCCCGGGCGCGAGGGCUGCGCCCCGACGACGCUGCGCCUCUGAGUCCAGCCUCUCCUCCGGCAGCGGCCCGCUUUGCGACUCGAGCUUCAGCGCGCCCAGGUGCGGCCGGGGCAAGCCCGCCCUGGUGCGGAGGCACACGCUGGAGGACCGCAGCGCGCUGAUAUCCUGCAUCGAGAACGGCGACUACGCCAGGGCGGCCAGGAUCGCGGCCGAGGUUGGGCAGAACAGCAUGUGGAUUUCCACCGAUGCUGCGGCCUCCGUCCUUGAGCCCCUGAAGGUCGUGUGGGCCAAGUGCAGUGGCUACCCCUCGUACCCUGCGCUGAUCAUCGACCCCAAGAUGCCGCGUGUGCCUGGCCACCACAACGGGGUCACCAUCCCGGCCCCGCCGCUGGCCGUGCUGAAGGCAGGCGAGCGCAUGCAGACCAGGGCUGACGAGAGGCUCUUCCUUGUCCUCUUCUUUGACAACAAGCGAAGCUGGCAAUGGCUCCCUAAGUCCAAAAUGGUUCCCCUUGGUAUUGAUGAGACAAUAGACAAGCUGAAAAUGAUGGAAGGGAGGAACUCCAGCAUCCGGAAGGCCGUGAGGAUCGCCUUCGACCGUGCCAUGAACCACCUGAGCCGCGUGCACGGGGAGCCAGCCAGCGACCUCAGCGACAUCGACUGACCCGCCCACCUCCUGCAGAGGACCCCGCUGCCGUGCUGCCCGGCGGGCCUUGUCCAUAGUGUCGAUAGGCUGUACAUACUUGUACAUUGUUCAAAAUUUAACUUAUUCUGAUUUUUAGGCAUAGUUCUUUAAUUCUUUUUCCCCAGGGAGUGGGGAGGUUUUAUUUCCAAGUUUUCUAUGAAACCAUCCCCGUCUGGGCACUCGGAGCGGUGUGGGCGCCCCUGCCGAGCGCUACCUGUGCCCGUCUCAGGGCACACCUGCAGAGGCUGCUCGCGUCACUUUCUUUGAUCUGUAGCUUUUUUUAAAAGACUUUUGAAUGUUUAAUAAUUUUGUAAAUCAUACUCUUUACACAGAGUACCACUAUUUAAUAAGACAGGAUGUAAAUUUACAAUGACAAAUGUGUAUUUUAAGAAAGAAAAUGACAUUAUUUUGAAUGGUACUUUGUGGAAAGGGGGAGAAUAAAUUUAUGCUGUGUACAUCACUUGCAAAUCACCAAAAACACUCCGCCACCCCGAGGGGCCACGGCGGGCGCUCCCUGUGGGUGGGGCUGUCCUCGUGCCCCCCACCGGCCAGCCUCCACGCCGUGCCUCCCAGCGGAUUAUUUAUUGUAGAAAGUGUAUUCAUUUGCUUUAUAAUGAAAAAUAAGUUUGCAGAAGUAUAUUGAUAAGCAUUUUUAUACAGGCACAUAAAACAACUCGCUUUGGGAGCGGGAUAAGCCCUGUACGUGACUGGCUGUGCGCUUUGAUUUUGUAACUUGUAAUCUUUUGUUUACAAUGAGGGGCUUUCUGUAAUGUUUUAAUUUAGAACACUUUGGUAGCAAUAGAAACUUUGGAUACAUUUUUGUAUGGUACAUGUGAUGUAUAUAGAAUUAGUACUUUAUUUUUAUUUUUAAGAGGUAAAGCAUUAUGUUAGGGGAAAAGGUUGGGUGGGUUUCCAAAAUUGCAUUUUUUUAUAUUAAAAACUAAAGCCAAGAUUUGGAUGGUGUGGCCACUUCAUUCCUCCAUCACCAGAAUGCUGGGCGGUGUGCGGCCUGGAGGCUGGGCCAGGGGUGAGGGUCCUGGUGGCCUGUCCCCAGCCGGCUCAUUGAGGCACAUGACAUGCCUUCAUCUUAAAAUCGUCAUGGAUGGCAUUAUUUAUUUUACCUAAUCAUAUUUUUAUUUUGAAGUGGUAGUUUAAAUUUUUAAAUGUUUUUUCUUUUCCGUCUCCAUUGUUUGUAACAUCUCCAUAGAAACUUGAAAAUAAAAUGUCUUCCUUUGA
Molecule: messenger RNA, 6220 nt
Organism: Manis pentadactyla (Chinese pangolin)
Lineage: Eukaryota; Metazoa; Chordata; Mammalia; Pholidota; Manidae
Gene: BRD1
Product: bromodomain containing 1
Exons: 12
Coding region: 1397-4963 (1188 amino acids)
Biological process (GO): regulation of transcription by RNA polymerase II
Cellular component (GO): MOZ/MORF histone acetyltransferase complex
Molecular function (GO): protein binding
Source: RefSeq, a predicted model, not a curated record